Ictalurus punctatus (channel catfish) is the source of this 1702-nucleotide messenger RNA. It is a transcript of the gene dnal4b, whose product is annotated as dynein, axonemal, light chain 4b. The record is from RefSeq and is a predicted model, not a curated record. Gene Ontology annotation, biological process: microtubule-based process. Gene Ontology annotation, molecular function: dynein intermediate chain binding; dynein light intermediate chain binding. The transcript is spliced from 4 exons. Lineage: Eukaryota; Metazoa; Chordata; Actinopteri; Siluriformes; Ictaluridae. Bases 949 to 1269 code for a protein of 106 amino acids. Gene Ontology annotation, cellular component: dynein complex.
UCCAUACGAACAAACUAACGCACCUCCGUCUCCCUCCAGAAUCUUUCAUUUAAGCAGCAAGAGAAUAGCGUUGUUGUCUUAACGUGGAAUACUCGUUGCUCCGCCUACUGAUAAAUGUUACUAUGACGACCGUGCAGUAGUGGUGAGUUCACAGUACGGGCGAGCGGCGAACUUGUCUGAACGUGCCGACGUUAUCACAUCACAAUAGGCCUGUUACGAUAACGACGUUUGUCGGAUGUCGCAGAAAUGAUCGCGAUAAACGAUACUAUUGUCAUUUUAAGACUAUUCUACGACAACGAUAAAUGAUAAUACGACAGCAAACGGUGCAAGUACACCCGUUCAAAGAGCGACGGACUUUUCAUUCUUACGAUUAUCCAGACUUUUUUUGGUCUUCUGAUGAAACUAUCCUUACCAUUCAUGUCGUCGAUAUUUCGCAUCAUGUCAUGUUUAUUCGUUUCAGUCGAUGUUUACUCGGGUUAAAAUGGCAUCGCAUGAACCCGGACCUUCCUACGUUUUUGUAUACGUACUUAACCACGUGAAAACCUGACGUCCUGAAAAUAACAACAUUACUGUAUGACACUGCUGUAAUACAAUAUUGUGAAUUCUUUAUGCUUUAGUGCAAAUUUCAGUGGACGUGUUUGGGUGAGCUCGAGCGGCUCAACCCCCGACAUUAAUGACAUUAAUAACCAUUCUUAGCGCAUGGUUAAUACCCCCCCGCCCCAAUGUGUGUUUUAAUUAAAAUCGCCGCGAAUGUUUGCUACACGUCUUAAAUCCGUUCGCGUUUGAAUGUGCGUUUUCACAUCUUAAAUUCGACGAAGAAUCAGAGUUAGGAUUGUAAUCGGACUCCGAUCGGACAGCCCCGGAGUAGACGAGAGGACAGGAUGGCUGAAACGUUGGCGACGUUCGGUCUUAUGUGAACAAACGCGCAUGUAAACACGAACUGACGCCAUGGCAGAAACGGCCGAGAGCAAGAAGGAGGAGGCGGACUACAAGCGGCUGCACAGUUUCCCUCUGAUUAGGCACACAGACAUGCCGGAGGAAAUGAGGACAGAGACGAUGGAGCUGUGUGUUACAGCGUGUGAGAAGUUUGCCACCAAUAACGAGAGCGCAGCCAGGAUGAUAAAGGAGUCGAUGGACAAGAAGUUCGGCAGCUCGUGGCACGUGGUGAUCGGCGAGGGCUUCGGCUUCGAGAUCACGCACGAGGUGAAGAACCUUCUGUACAUGUUCUUCGGGGGAAGUCUGGCCGUGUGCGUGUGGAGGUGCUCCUAACACUCGCUCGUACCCUUCCCGAAGCACAAACCGACCGCUGGAGAGAACUCGCGCUAUCCCUGAUCCCUGAGCGAGGACGUUUAGAGAGAAAAACGUGACAUUUCACGUUUUUUCUCUUUGUUCGACGACUCUCACUCUCUGUGUACUGCCAGACCAUCUGUGUGUUUGGUGCUGUUUCUGCUUCUCUCUCUCUCUCUCUCUGUCUGUCGCUCUCGUUCUACACCUCCUCUCCAACUGUCCCUCUCAGCCUGUCUUUCUUUGAUACCUGAUGUUCCGGAAAUGUAUUUUUAUAAUAAUAAUAAUAAGAAGAAUUCUAUUUUCCUAGUCUUAGCUGUGAAUAUUUCAUGUAUAUAGUUUAUAAAAUGUCACCUUUUGCACAAUUUGUGAAUUUGUUUUUGGACUGUUACUGUGGAAUAAAAACCUUCUCGAUGCA